Molecule: messenger RNA, 706 nt
Organism: Oryzias latipes (Japanese medaka)
Lineage: Eukaryota; Metazoa; Chordata; Actinopteri; Beloniformes; Adrianichthyidae
Gene: isg15
Product: ISG15 ubiquitin like modifier
Molecular function (GO): protein binding
Source: RefSeq, a predicted model, not a curated record
AAGAGGGAGGGUGAGGAUUUUUAGAGGCAGGCUAUAUAAAGUCAGCUGAGUUUGAGCAUCUUCACACCUGCAGGCUGACUCGACACUCUGUCUGACAAGUUGCUCCAAAAUCCAAACCAGAUUGCUUCAAUCAUGGAAAUAACCAUCGUUAUGCUGAACGGGACGUCCCGCACGCUGGUCGUGCCUCCCAACACCACUGUUGGAUCUCUCAAAGCUCAGAUCGAGACCGAGAUGGGGGUUCCCGCUGCGACCCAGCGGCUGGUCUAUGAUAACUGCCAGAGGGUCACUAUGAGCGAGGACUCCCGGUCUCUGCAGUCCUACGGCCUCCAGGCCGGGUCCCGGGUGUCCCUGGUCAUCACGCAGCCUCCCGAGCCCGCCAACAUCGAGGUGUUCCUCAAAAACGAGAAGGGCCAGCUGAGCACCUACCGCGUCAAACCCACCGAGACCGUCAGCGACUUCAAAAUAAAAGUCCAGCACCGAGAGGGCGUGCCGGCGAACCAACAGAGGCUCAUCCACCAGAGCCGGGAGAUGAUGACCGGAACCCUGGCGGACUACGGUGUGAAAAACAUGAGCACCAUCGACAUGCUGUUCCGCCUAAGAGGGGGAAGCUGCCUUCACUUUUACUGUUAAUUCUUUUUCUUUUUUCGGCAAAUAUUUAUACUUAUUGUGUAGUUAAAAAAUAAUAAAGAAAAUAAAGACAAGUCUA